AUGCCAAAAAUCGUCCGACUCACGCUCCUGAAAAUCACCGACGACGAGGCAAUUCAAGAGGCCGUCCAAAAAUACUCAACGUUGACCCAGGAUGCAAAGAGACCAUGGCGUCAACACGGCUUUGACUCGCGUUCAGGAAACAUGCCGAUACGAAGGUGA
Molecule: messenger RNA, 159 nt
Organism: Parastagonospora nodorum SN15
Lineage: Eukaryota; Fungi; Ascomycota; Dothideomycetes; Pleosporales; Phaeosphaeriaceae
Exons: 2
Coding region: 1-159 (52 amino acids)
Source: RefSeq, a predicted model, not a curated record